Molecule: messenger RNA, 2651 nt
Organism: Zophobas morio
Lineage: Eukaryota; Metazoa; Arthropoda; Insecta; Coleoptera; Tenebrionidae
Product: sorting nexin-29-like
Exons: 7
Coding region: 478-2403 (641 amino acids)
Molecular function (GO): phosphatidylinositol binding
Source: RefSeq, a predicted model, not a curated record
UUAACUGACAUACGUCAUCUUGUCAAAUUUCGUCUCUAACGUAAACGUCAAUGUAACGUAACGCAGCCGUAACAAGCGCGUACGUUGCGCACCGGCUCCUGUAAACGCCUCCAUCGACUCAUUUUUUGCUGUCAUUCUUCAUUGUUACAAAUCAUAAACCGCCAUCCUUUCACAGAUUUUGCAACAAUAAUUAAAAAUUUCACGCUUCGUUUAACCCAUUUCAGCUUUUUUCCCGUUUGACGUGGCUGUCAGUAGCCAACUGUCAAACCUGUGUGUCAAACUUCGAAUUGACAUUUAGCAGCUGAUAACUAGGGCCCCGUUAUCGUUUGUUUUGGAAUGGAAGCCCCCGGAUCAAGUAUCCCCCGAUAACACGCCACGCAAUUGCUUUUAUCGCCACUCGUCCCAUAAUGAUAGUCGCCAUUCAUUUCAAUUCGUGCCUAACAUGAUCACCAAUCAAGGUUAUUUGAUUUGCAAAUUAUGUCCCUAAGGCUCAUGUCCGCAGUAAUAUCGACGUCACUGCCCUCCCAAACGAAGCCCGAAAGCGCUGAGAAACUACUGAAACAACUCCUAGAAUGUGUGCAGGAAUGCCAGCGACGAUACGGAGGGAAAACCGAGCUGGCAACGGAAUUUGAUAGUUGCGUUGUGGCGUUGUGUUUGACGCUAGAAGCGGUGUUGUUGAACGGGCUUCGAGCCAAGGCGCAAGAGAGCCCCCAGACGUCGACGCUCAAACAAGUGUCGGAUAUUGUGGCUAAUAGUCUCCACAUCGGGAACGAGAGCCCCUCGUUUUGGCCGUUCAUAAAAAAGCACCUAACGAGGCAUGAGCAGGAGCGCUACGUGGUGUUGAAACAUAUCUGGACGGACACUGGGAGAGGGCGGGCCUGGAUUCGGGCGUCUUUGAACGAGAGGUCGCUAGAACGAUAUUUCCACACUUUAUUGAGUAACCCUGAGAUAUUAAAAACCUACUAUGAAGACAAUGCAAUAUUACGUGAUCAAGAAAAAAGUAGCAUGUUACCUAACAUGGCUGCAGGUGUAGGCUCAAUUUUAUUCGCCAUAAACAUCGAUAAACCUGAGCUAAACAGCGGCAUCCAACCUAGGAUAGAAAAUUUCAAAUCUAAAGCAGAGCCCGUAAUAGAAGCCCCCAUAGUAGAAAACAAAGAGCGCCCCAAAAACAAAAAAAAGAAAAAAGUCGCCAGACAAUUCAUUUCCUUUGAUGAGGACGACACCAGCGUGCUCUCCACCAGUGUCCCCUCAACCUCAAGCAGUAUUUCUUCCGACAGUAAUUCAAACGACAAUCAGUCUUCCAAAACCACAAACAAACAACUAAAAGAUAUCGUCGAAGAAAACAAACCACACAAACCAGAAAUGUCAAACGAAAACGAAAAAUCAACAAUAAAGCGAAAAUUGUCGAUCGAAACCAGCGGCUCCCGCGAAAAAUUCACCGGCGACGUCCCCGAAACGUUAACGCCGGUAACGCACGCCGAAAUCGGGGAGCUGACGCCCGUAUCGGUCGAAAUCAACAAAAAUUUUGAAUCUCCGGACGUGUCCGACGAUAUCCUCGAAAUCCCCACUGACAUCAGCGAAGUUCUGACAGCGGUGGAAGCGCAAAACAAAGAAGAAUUAAAAAAGAAGCAGGAUAAAAUCGACGCGCUUUCGAAAGAAAACGAGAUCUUGAAGGAGCAAAUUAAGAAAUAUGUGGGGGCGAUUCAGAUGUUGCAAGACAACGAUGUCGACGAUUUGCAGAAAACGUUGGAGGAUUUGGAAAUCAGUGAGCAGCCGGAUUAUAAAGGCGAGGCGAAGUUGUUUGAACGAAAACUCGUCCAGGUUGCUGAAAUGCACGCCGAACUGAUGGACUUCAACGUGGCCCUUCAGCAGUCUUUGUGCCAAAAAGAUCUACUGUUAGAGCGGCUUAAGUCCGAACUCGAGGAGCUGCGCGGUCCGAUGCCUACAGACGAAAUCGUGACUGAAACCAGAGGGAACGUGAAUAUUUGGAUUCCGAGCGCGUUUCUGACAGGGAGCGGUUCCAACGCCCACCACGUGUACCAGAUUUUCCUGCGGGCGGGGAACGACGAGUGGAAUAUAUACAGAAGAUAUGCUCAAUUCUAUGCCUUGCAUUCUGAUUUAAAAAAACUUGAUCCUACAGUUACCACUUUCGACUUUCCGCCGAAGAAGAGUAUAGGGAAGAAGGAUUCGGCGCUGGUUGAAGAUAGAAGGAAGCGAUUGCAGAUUUAUUUGAGAAGGGUUUUGGCUCACUGGCCCGAGUUGGCGCAUUGCAAUAGUAGAUUUUUGUUAGAACAGCAUCUGGCAUUCUUCAAGGACCAGAAGGAUGUCGAUCCGAAGAAUAAAAGUAUAUUUUCUCCGAGGAGGAAUAGAACUAGCAACGAUAACCAUUACGCAGGGCUUUAAAUAGUUUCAUUUAGUUAAUUAUUAUUUUGAUGAAAUGAUUCGAAUCAUUUUAAUAGUUGCGUAUUUAUUUAAUCACUUAGACUUAGUGAGAUAUGUUGAUAUUUUGCGUUGUACUCGUCUUUUUUGAAAGUUUAUUCAAGGAUGAUGUUGGAGCUAACGUUUUAUUGUAAUGCGUAAGUACAAAGUUUGUAUUUGAGAUGUUUUAUAUUUUCCAAGUGAUGAAAUUAAUAAAAUUCAUUAUAGAAAGA